Molecule: messenger RNA, 2076 nt
Organism: Anoplopoma fimbria (sablefish)
Lineage: Eukaryota; Metazoa; Chordata; Actinopteri; Perciformes; Anoplopomatidae
Gene: rec8b
Product: REC8 meiotic recombination protein b
Exons: 18
Coding region: 32-1774 (580 amino acids)
Biological process (GO): mitotic sister chromatid cohesion; synaptonemal complex assembly; replication-born double-strand break repair via sister chromatid exchange
Cellular component (GO): cohesin complex; synaptonemal complex
Molecular function (GO): chromatin binding; protein binding
Source: RefSeq, a predicted model, not a curated record
CCUAAACCUUUACUCCAAGUAAUUGAAUAAAAUGUUUUACUACCCAAAUGUUCUCCAACGCCACUCUGGAUGUUUUUCUACAAUCUGGUUAGCAGCCACCAGAGGAAUCAGGGUCACUCGCAGAGACCUCCUCAAAGUCAAUGUCAACCGAACAUGCGGGGACAUUUUGGACUAUGUGACAGCUCAGGUUCUUCCACCGCAGCCCAACCUGCCAAGGCCUCGGUUCUCUCUCUACCUGUCCUCUCAGCUGCAGUACGGAGUGGUUGUCGUCUACCACAAGCAGUGUGGCUUCCUGCUCGAGGAGGUUCAACAGACCAUUGACCGUCUUCUGCGCUCUAAAAGAUGCAUAUAUAUUGACAUGGCUGAGUCUGAAAGGAUGACCUUAAAUGUGCCUGACAGCAUGUACAUGAUGGAGGAGGCUGAGGGAGCUCAGGACCCCUUCUUCGGUCUCAUGGAACGACACCAGCUGCCCAGCCCUUAUAAAAUACACCAGCAAAUGCUGGUCCUUGAGGCGACAGGUUCACAGCACUCCCUGGUGCCCAGUCCCCACAGCACACUCCACAUCCAUGGUUUCAGGUCACCUCCAGCUGCCAUCUCCCUGACAGAGAAGGAGCAGUUUGUCAUCACCGCUGCUGAGCAGUAUUUUGAGGGAGACGACCUUCCUGAAGCCACAGCCAGAGAGAUUGACUUGUUGAUGGAUCAACCAGACCAUUUCCGUAAAGAAGUGAAAGGGCAGCAGACAAACGAGAGCACCAGGGAGCGUGAAGGAGACAUGUCCUCUAUUGACCAGCUGAAGGAGACGGUGCUGGGUGCGGAGCGGGACAGUGUGUGGCUGCUAGACGAGGACUCGGGUCACCCUGUGGAGGCUCCUCAGGCAGCUGUUGCCCUAGAGAUGACCCCACUGCGGGUUGCCAUGCCAACUCCACCCUCCGGAGCAUCGGGGAAAGAGGGAGACACAGAAAGUCCCCAUGAAGAGGUGGUGGCUCCUCCUCUCAGGAAGCCAGGUGGAGGACGCAGGCGUCAGCUGGUCUUUGCGGACCCUCAUGUCCAGAUAUCUGAAAGAGCGAUGAAGGAACAGAUCGUAAACCCGCUGGCCGAGACACUGGAGCUGUCCCAGGUUUUGCUGGACUUGCCCUCCUUGACCAGGCGUGCCAAUCCUGUCCAGCUCUUUGCUGCCCCCUGUGGAUCCCUCCUCCAUUCUGACCUCCAGUCUCUGUGGAGACAGUGCGCCUCGCUCACCGCCCAGCCUGGACAUGAGGGGGAAAAGAGCGGGGAGGAGGAAGAGGAAGAGGAGUCCCAGCGGGACAGAGAAAUACUGAGGACGGAGAGGAAGAGGAGGCAGUCGAGCAUGAGGGAGAUAUCCAGUGAGUCAGGGCUGCAACCCGCUGAGGGCUCAUCUGUAGUGGAUGCGUUCCUGGACAUGUCCAAAGAAGACAAAUCCGUAAGCGAUGUGAUAACUCCCGUCAGCAGAUGGUCUCCACAAGAUGAGGCCCAGCGAGGAAUGGAGCCCAUAGCGGAGGAGAAUAUUGAGAUGCCCGAGGCUCAGACUGACGCGGAGAACAGGGACAUGCUGAGUUGGAUCUCCUCCAGCCUCCAGAGGUUUGGAGAAAUCACCUUUGACUCUCUGGUGCCCCCAGAGGCCGACCGGACCACUGCAGCUCACACGCUCUACAAACUGCUGGAGCUGCUGUCUGCUCGACAGGUGACUGUACAACAGACUGAACCCUUCAGUGACAUCACCAUAAACCUUGCAGCGCUCAGGAUGACCGCCUGAACAUACACACAUACAUUUACUCACACUAAAAUGCCAUAGAGGUAAAGUUAAUGUGUUUUUUUUAAUUGAUGAAUAUAUUGAAUGAACUGACCUUUUACAGCUUUUAGCAACACAUGAGAUUGUGGAAAACAGAUCACACCGGUUAAAUGUUUUUAUAUGACUUGUAAAUUACUCAGAGGGGUGAUUAUUGAACUGCAUUAUAUUUGCAAGUGUUUUAACGAUUUUUAACCAUCUUAAUCUGGUUUUAAUUUGUUCAUAUGGUUGUAUUUUUAAAUAUUUAUACCCACUGAGUUCAUUAGUGU